This is a messenger RNA of Cavenderia fasciculata, 1554 nucleotides long. RefSeq lists its product as uncharacterized. The transcript has 6 exons. Bases 1 to 1554 code for a protein of 517 amino acids. Lineage: Eukaryota; Evosea; Eumycetozoa; Acytosteliales; Cavenderiaceae. The record is from RefSeq and is a predicted model, not a curated record.
AUGGGUAAACAAAAGAACUUACAGUUUAUAACAGAGUCUGAACCUCUGGUAAUGAACUACUCGACUAAUAGCGAAAGAUUGGAUAUCACCAUCAAUGAGAACUAUCUUGAUGACACUUAUCCACUCCCAGCAGUAUCAGAUAAACAUGACCAAGAAAUUAAAUCUUCUUUUGGUCAUAAAACAAUUGGUGCAAUUGGAUCUAUAUCAUUGCUUAUAGGUAAUAUGACAGGUCCAGGUAUGGUAGGAAUUGCUUUACAAUUUCAACAAGGUGGUUGGUUAUUGACUAUACUAGGAUUUGCAGCCAUUAUGUUGUUAAGUACAUUGGCUGGUUUAUUCAUGAUUGAAUCUAUGGCAUCUAUUCCAGGUAAUCCAAGAUUCCAAUUGAGAGUAGAAUUUACAAUGUUGGUUAGAUUUUAUUUUGGUAAAUGGGGAUAUUAUAUUGCACAAGUAUUUAUCAAUAUAGCGUUACAAGCGACCAAUGUAGCAUCGAUUAUUAUUUGUGCACAGGUAAUGGAUUCGAUGUUUAUUUUCAUGUUUAAAAAGACGUGUGGUUUGGAAGCAUACCCACAUGUACGAUGGGUAUGUGAGACUGUUGCUAGUUCAAACAGUUCACCGUUCAACAGUGAAUAUUACAUGUUUUUCACACUCGGGUAUCUAGUGGUACUCGUGCUCAUCAUUCCACUCGGUUUCCUCAAUCUCGACGACAACAUUAUCGUCCAAAUUUGUGCCGUCUGUCUCAUGUUUACCAUCACGUCUUCAUGGGUCAUCAUGUUUAUCAUUCACGGUCUCAAUGUAGACAAUAUGCCAACAUUUGGUGACGGGCCUGGUAUGGCCCAAAUUAUGGGCAAUGUAAUGUUUAAUUAUGCUUAUGUUACUACUAUUCCAAGUUGGGUAAAUGAAGCUAAACCAACAGUAAAUAUUAACAAGACAGUUUGGGGAAGUGCAUCAUUGUCAACAGCAGUAUUUGUAGUGAUUGGAUUAUUUGGAGCAUUGUCAUUUGGUCAUAUGCCAUCAUCAUCUGAUAUUUUGAGUGUUAUCAAUUCAUCACCAGAGGCUAAUAUCUUUUCAAAGAUUUGUGUCUAUAUCUUCCCAUUUGUAGUGUUGGCCAGUUCGAUCCCAGUCUAUUCGAUUAUUGUCCGUUACAAUCUCAUGCAAAACGACUUGAUGCCCAAGUCUGCCGCCAACUUUGUGGCUGUCGUGUUGCCAUGGCUCAUUGUCAUCCCGUUCAUGACGGGUGACGGUCUCAACAAAAUCUCAAAUUGGUCAUCCAUCUUUUUCAGUUCGAUUGCCAAUUUUAUCAUUCCCCUCCUCAUCUAUCUCCGUUCGAUCCAAUUUAGAAAGGGUAAAAAGAAGAUGACCAAUGAACAGAAAAAGAUCCUCCAAACCCUCAUCCAAGACACUGUCGAUUUCGAAGAGAACAAGCAUCUCCUCACAUUCAAAGAUCAUCAUAGCAUGUAUCGUGCUUUUAGAAGAAUGGCAAGAGAAACUUGUCGUCGUCUUGCCACAUUUGCUGUAUCUACUCUGGGUGUUUUAAUCUUAUUAUUAGAGAGAUAG